Messenger RNA from Hypanus sabinus (Atlantic stingray), 3207 nucleotides. RefSeq names its product calsyntenin 3 (gene clstn3). The transcript is spliced from 19 exons. The record is from RefSeq and is a predicted model, not a curated record. Lineage: Eukaryota; Metazoa; Chordata; Chondrichthyes; Myliobatiformes; Dasyatidae. Gene Ontology annotation, biological process: homophilic cell-cell adhesion; positive regulation of synaptic transmission; positive regulation of synapse assembly. Bases 220 to 2982 code for a protein of 920 amino acids. Gene Ontology annotation, molecular function: X11-like protein binding; kinesin binding; calcium ion binding. Gene Ontology annotation, cellular component: postsynaptic membrane; cell surface.
GGGGCCGGCGGCGCGCUGCAACGGCGGGGAAGAGGGAAGGCGGCCGAAUCACGGAGACCUGAGCCCGGGACACCGGCUGCUUCUGCAGAGGAGAUAAGAUAACGCGUAAAGCGCCCCACAGGGGUAAAUGCAACCGGGCAGAGGGCGCAGUCUCAGCCGGCAGUGACAGAAACGAGAUUUAAUCUGCAUUGAGGAGAGAAAAAUAACCCCAGCAAGAAGAUGAGGUUGCACAUCUGGGCAGCGGUCGCCUGCUCGCUGGUGGCGGCGGCCGUCUGCACCAAAGCCAAUAAGCACAAGCCAUGGAUCGAGGCCGAGUACCAGGGGAUCGUUAUGGAGAAUGACAAGACAGUUCUUCUCAACCCCCCGCUCUUCGCUAUCGACAAGGAUGCCCCUCUCCGCUACGCAGGAGAGAUCUGCGGAUUUAAGAUUCACGGCCAGAACGUGCCAUUCGAGGCGGUGGUCCUGGACAAGAUGACGGGAGAAGGGAUCAUUCAGGCCAAGACAGCCGUGGACUGCGAGUCACAGCGGGAGCACACCUUCACUAUCCAGGCACAUGACUGUGGAGAGGACGCGCAGAAGACCAACGUCAAGCGGUCCCACAAGGCCGUGGUGCACGUACGGGUGAACGAUGUAAACGAAUUUGUGCCCGUGUUCAUGGAGAGCGUGUACCGGGUGUCGGUGUCUGAGGGGAAGGUGCCGGGGCCGCUGCUGAGGGUGGAGGCUGUGGACGGAGACUGCUCUCCACAGUACAGUCAGAUCUGCUUCUACCAGAUCCUCACUCCCGAUGUCCCCUUCACCAUUGAUAAUGACGGAAACAUCCGAAACACGGAGACACUGGACGGCAGGAAGGAAACCCUCUUCACCUUCUCCGUCACGGCCUACGACUGCGGGAAGAAGCGGGCGGCCGAGGAUGCUCAGGUCCAAGUGGAGGUCAGGCCCACCUGUGUGCCCUCCUGGCUAGGUUGGAACGAGCGUAUCGAGUACCUGCCGGGCUCGGGCGCACAGGCUGUCUUCCCCCACAUCCACUUGGAGACUUGUGAGCUGGCGGUGUGGGACAUCAGGGCCAUCAUCGAGCUCCAGACCAGCCAUGUAGCCAAGGGCUGUGACCGCGACAACUACUCCGAGAAGACCUUGAGGAAACUGUGCGGUGCCUCUCGAGGGGAAGUGGACCUCCUGCCCCCCCCUGGCCCCCUGGUGAACUGGACCCGGGGCCUGCCCACGCUGGAGAGCCAGGACACGAGCCAGGUCUACCUGUUUAACCGGUCCCGGGCCGUGCGCGUGCCCCCCGGGGCCGUGCCCCCGGGCCUCGGCGACUCCUUCACCCUCUCGUUCUGGAUGAAGCAUGGCGCUGCCAACAAGGACCCGCACGCCAGGGACGAGGAGGCCAUCGCCUGUCACACCAUGCCGGCAGAUUCGGGCUUUGCGCACUACGCCCUGACCGUCCAGGGGCCCCGCUUCUCCUUCCUGUACUGGCCCCAGCUGGGCAGCACCCGUCCGGUCAAGUUCCGCUGGAAGCUCGAGCAGGUCUGCGACGAUGCGUGGCACCACUACGCCCUGAGCCUCCAGUUCCCCACCGUGGUCCUCUACGUAGACGGCGUCACCUUCGAGCCCGCCCUGGUCAUGGAGAGCGGCCCCUUCCGUCCCCCCAGGCCUCAGCCUCGCCUGGUCAUCGGGGCCUGCUGGGCAGAUGAGAUCUGGACAGAAACAAACAACAUCACCGACGUUCCCCCAGCCCCGCAGGAGCCGCCUCUGGAACGGUUACUGACGGCGUUGUUGGCGGGGGUGACGGUCAGGCCUGGGCCUGUGGAUGGUCACCAGGUUCUCGAGUGUCUCUACUCCUGCAGAGAAGGACUCGACUUCAGCGACUUCGAGAGUCUGGGCAAAGGCAUGAAGGUGCACAUUAACCCUUCGCAGACGCAGCUCGUCUUGGAAGGAGACGACAUCGAGAACAUCAACCGAGCCAUUGAGCACGUCACCUAUCGCAACGCACUACGCUUUGCCACGCCAGGAGUCCGUCCCCUCAAACUCACCACCACCAUGAAGUGCUUGAGUGAGGGUCCCUGUGUUUCCGUGGCCCCAGUGGAGGGCUUGUUGGUGGUACUGGAGCCAGAGGAGCCCCGGAUCAUGGUGAGGGGUGAGCCCCACCUGGCGCGACCAGCUUCUGACUGUGAGGCGGAGGGGGGAGUCCAGCUGUUCCCCGGGCUCCGCAUCUCCUGCACCGUCACCCACCACCUCCGAGCCCAGGACACGCCCAGUCCGCAGCCCACCGACCCACUAGCGUCAGACAGCUUUAUCCACAGCCUGGACUCGUGUGAGGUGUUUGUUGUGGGGGAGUCGCUGGACCCCAGUCGUGACCAGCUGCUCCUCGAUCCGCAGCUCAUUCUGCAGAAAGGUCUGCAGGUCACCAACACCAGCAGUGUCCUCACCAUCUCCGGCGUAGAGAGCAUAGGUGUCUACGAGCUGGUGCUGCGUGGGAUUCACUACCGUGUAGAGCCAGGUGCUGCGUUGUACGAGCGCAAGUUUCGUCUGCUGUGUGGGGAGAUGAACGGGCGGUAUGUUAGCAACGAGUUCACUGUAGAGCUGAACGUGCUCCACACCCUGGGAUCCCCGGUACAACCCAGCCACCUACAGCUGGGACAACAGUUCCUGCACUCGGCUCACCGGGGGCACCCCGAGCUGGCCGGGCACCGGGUGGCUAGCACCCACCGCAGCUCAGUGGUCCCCGGGGCCGCCACGGUCAUCAUCCUGGUCUGCGUCGCCUUCCUGGUCCUGAUGGUCAUCCUCGGAAUAUUCCGGAUCCGCUCCGUCCGGCCUGGACCACAGGACACACGACGGGGGCAGGAGGGCGAAGCCUUCUGGGACGACAGUGCCCUUACCAUCAUUGUCAACCCCAUGGAGACCUAUGAGCACCGGCAGGGGUCGGGGGAGGUGUCAGAUGGUCACGACCCAAUGACCCCAAGCUCCUCAGGGCAGGAGAAGUAAACUCUGGAGACUGCUGCGUGUGAAAAUCCUGGGAGGUCAGCAGUUUUCCGAGAUACUCAAACCACCACUGUCUGGCACCAACCAUCAUUCCCCGGUCAAAGUCACUUAGAUCACAUCUCUUCCCCCCGCAUUCUGAUGUUUGGUCUCAGCAACAACUGAACCUCGUGACCGUGUCUGCAUGCUCUUAUGCAUCGAGUUGCUGCCACGUGAUUGUCUGGUUAGAUA